AUGGAGUGCGGCGUCACGUGGCUUCUGUGGCUCUGCGGCUGGUGGGGCCUGGGGAAAUUCGCGUAUGGAGAGCCUGCACCCUACGUGCUCUGCCUCAGCUUGGCCUCGCACUUCCGAAUCCCGCCUCCGUUCGGGCAAGUCCCCCCCUUGCUGGAUGUGCUGAUGACCUACCUCGUUGGCCACAGCACGUUUUACGCCUGCUGUUUUUGUGGCGUCUUCUUCUUCACCUCGCACUGGCGACCUUGCUGGCUUCUCUCCUCUGCGUCCUGCGCAGUGCUCACUGCGCGGCGCUGGCGCGCCCUGUCGCAGCUCGAGUGGCCACCGCAGCCGCGGCCACCCCAGCCCUUGCUGACGCUGCUCCACCCCUACCUCUACUUCUUCUUCUCCGAGGUGCCGGGGAAGAAGCCGCAGGGUCCGAUCCGCCUCGAGCAGAUCCGCCCUUCAUCGCUCGAAGCGCCAAUCGAUGUCUGGUGGCCGGGAGUUCCGGCACCGAGGGAUGGAUACCCUGUGCUGCGGCUCGGCCCCGGGAUAGACCUAAUGGUUCCUGAUCCACGGCGGUGCCUGGCGAGGUGGCCACCGGCGGUGCUCGCCACAGGCACCACUCCUCCAGGCCCUAGCAGCUGCAGGAUUCUUGAUCGUCAGCUGCGAGUACCGCCGGCGGAGGGGUGCACAAUGGCCGGUACAGCUCGAGGACUGCAAGGCUGCUCUCGACUGGCUCGAAAAGGAAGGAGCCGCAUUGGGCGCUGA
Molecule: messenger RNA, 747 nt
Organism: Symbiodinium necroappetens
Lineage: Eukaryota; Dinophyceae; Suessiales; Symbiodiniaceae
Source: the annotation of a GenBank genome assembly